This is a messenger RNA of Branchiostoma floridae (Florida lancelet), 360 nucleotides long. RefSeq names its product leucine-rich repeat extensin-like protein 3. The record is from RefSeq and is a predicted model, not a curated record. Lineage: Eukaryota; Metazoa; Chordata; Leptocardii; Amphioxiformes; Branchiostomatidae. The transcript has a single exon. The coding region runs from base 1 to 360 and encodes 119 amino acids.
AUGCUAAAACACCCCCUCCCAAACCCCUGCCUGUCCCUGCCCCCACCCCCCUGCCUGUCCCUGCCCCCACCCCCCUGCCUGUCCCUGCCCCCACCCCCCUGCCUGGCCCUCCCCAACCCCUGCCUGUCCCCCCAUCUGUACGGGAUCUGUCAGCAGCCCCUCAUCCCUCGUCACCCACACAGCUUCCUGAAGGUGCUGGUUCAGCUGUCUCCCUGUCCCUGGACCCCCCCCCCCCCUGCCUGUCCCUGUCCCUGCCCCCCCUGCCCCCACCCCCCUGCCUGUCCCUGCCCCUGCCUGUACCCCAUCUGUACGGGAUCUGUCAGCAGCCCCUCAUCCCUCGUCACCCACACAGCUUCCUGA